AUGGCCCCAAGCGGAGGACAGGAGGAGGCAACGCGAGGACUCCCACUUCUUCCUACCCUCGUGCUGCAUCGAAUCUGUACCUUUCUUUGCACCCACUGCGAGCCGGCGCUUCCUGAACUCGAAGGGUCCCAAGACGAAUGUCAAGGCCAGACCACGUUGAGAAAUCUUUGCCAUGCCUCUCGACUCCUCCGAUUUGUUGCCGAGCCGAUCCUCUAUCAUCGCGCACAGUUCAAAUAUCUAGCAAUGCCUGGGGUUCCCGAUCACUUCGCCAGCUCCUCACUCCGCUUUAUCCAAGAAAUUCACGACCGCCCACAACUUCGAAAUUAUGUCAAGGUUUUAGAUGUGCGGGACAGUGCUCGUCGACACCGUAAUUCCGACAUCGAUUUCAAAUAUUAUUCUCGCCACGAGUGGUCAAAUCGGCGACCGGUGACAAGUCGUAACUUGGAUCAAAUCAACCAUCUUGCUGCUCCUUUCGGAAUCACGUGCGUCGCUGAUAAUUUCGUUCCGGAUCGCCUGGUGGAAACGUUUGUUCAACUGAUGCUGGUCUUCCUCCCUGGUUUGACUGAGCUAAAGUUGACGGCAGAAGGAUGCUGGAAAUUCCGCCUAUUGUCAGAUGCUCUCCAGAGAAACAACACAAAGAUACCGGAUGCAGUUCUUUCCAAAGUUCGCAAACUUCGUCUUCACUUUGAAGUCCCGUCAUGCCCAUGCUAUGAGUGCCAUGGAUCAGAUGUAAGAUUAUUCGAAAGAGGUGCCGAGAAGCUCCUGCUUCAAGCUACCAUGAGAAAUCUACAAACCCUCGUCUGCUCCGCUGCAGCCCUUAAAAACGCGCCUGAUUCACCUCUCCUGGAGUCGUUGAGAGUAGACAUAACGGGCGACUGGCCUUUUCACAACACAUUCCUGGCCCAACUCAAGUGCCUACGCCAGUUUUAUUGCACCUUUUCCAGCAAGGAUGGUCCUGUGCCAGAUGCUGUUAUGAAAGCGAUUACACCUACAGCCCAAUCCCUCGAAAUGUUGAAAGUUUGCUUUACGGCCCCGUGGUUCCGUGAGCCUUCUGGGUGGCAUAGUCCCGAGUGGGAACCUGUCGGAUCGGAAACUCUCGAGGAUCGUCUUGAUCUCAUGCUUAUAUCCCUUGGAGAUUUCACCCAACUCAAAUGUCUUUCUAUCGCGGCCGAGAUGAUCUUCUCCCACACAACAGACAGACUUUAUACACAUUUGGUACGUCGACUUGAAGGGCUUGCCGGUUGGCUCCCAAACUCUCUAGAAGUUCUCGAUAUCAGCACGACCGGAAUUGGGGGAGAGGUAGAUAGGAUUCUAGACGGACUGAUGGAUGCGUUGAGCAGAAAUGCUCCCCGCAGCCUGCACAAGAUCUUAAUCUCCUCUAAUUGGGCAAGGUUCAAAAUACUCCGCCUAGAGGGAUCGCGAGGUUCACCUCAAUGGUCAGUUAGUAGAACUUUUGGACCGCGUGCUGGUAUUCCGGAAUAG
Molecule: messenger RNA, 1482 nt
Organism: Clonostachys rhizophaga
Lineage: Eukaryota; Fungi; Ascomycota; Sordariomycetes; Hypocreales; Bionectriaceae
Source: the annotation of a GenBank genome assembly